AUGGAUGAGCCAACUCCCAGGCAGCAGCUGCUGCUGGCACUGCCUGAGAUGUUCCCCGGCGAUGACAACAUCGAGUUCUGCGGCGAGGCGGCAGUGGCUAUCGGCCAGAUGCCCGUCGACUGGUCCGCCGGUCUGCUGCGCCUGCCGGUUGGCGCCCGAAAGGCGGCUAUCCAGGCAGCCGUCCGAGGUGGGCGCAGGAUCGGCAGCACCAGGGGCUGGGGCAUCAAGGCAGUCCUGGUGGUCGUGGUGGUCGUGGCUGUGGUCGUGGUGGUCAUUGUGGCCGUGGCUGUGGUCGCUGCUGUGGCCGUUUGGCUCAGCCUGGCGCGGAUUGAGGAGCUAUUCAGGGGCAGCUUGACGCGGCAGGCGGAGAUAUUCACGGCCAGCCUGACGCGACAGGGGGAGGCAUUCACGGCCAGCUUGACGCGGCAGGAGGAGGUCCUCAUGGCCAGCGCGUUGCAGCAGGUGGAGGAGCUCAGGGACGACGUGAUGCAGGUCAAGGAGCUGCUGAGGGCACUCAUGCCGGAGUGCCGCUUUCCGAUGUCCUCCGCCACCCGCUCCUGCGUGCGCACGGCGUGCGAGCGCCUCGGCUACGGCAUCAGUUUCCACGUCAAGCUUCCGCAGCCCAGCUGGGAGGAGCAAGGGGAAGUGGCUCCCGUGGCCUGGCGCGCCAGGAGUAAGGAGGACCCAGCCAUGCUGACAGAAUGCAGGCAGUGGCUGCAGGAUCACAUGGCCCCUCCUGGCGUCACGGUGUAUCGCGUCACCUCUCGGCAGUGGUUGUACGCAGACUACAACCACCUGAACGUCAACGUUGUCGGCGGCACGGACUUUGUCUUCAUGGCCGACUGCGUCUGGCGGGGCCCGGUGGACCGCGAGCCAUCUGUCCCUGAGCUUAUGGGCAGCCUGCAGGGCGUCCUGGGUGCUUACGAGCUCAGAUCCCAGGCCUAUGUGCAAGUGGCGUAUGGUGUUCCGGCUGACUUUGGCAAGUACGAAGAGCUGGCGCAUGCUGUGCCGGAGUAA
Molecule: messenger RNA, 1017 nt
Organism: Monoraphidium neglectum
Lineage: Eukaryota; Viridiplantae; Chlorophyta; Chlorophyceae; Sphaeropleales; Selenastraceae
Exons: 6
Coding region: 1-1017 (338 amino acids)
Source: RefSeq, a predicted model, not a curated record